Molecule: messenger RNA, 1086 nt
Organism: Callorhinus ursinus (northern fur seal)
Lineage: Eukaryota; Metazoa; Chordata; Mammalia; Carnivora; Otariidae
Source: RefSeq, a predicted model, not a curated record
AUGCCAGCUGAUACGAGCCUGGUGGACUCUAGUGCUAUAAGGCUGAACCCCAGCAAAGCGCUUGCCAUGAGCUAUGGGAAACAUGUAGAGCUGAGAAUAUUCAGGAACUGUGCUGAUGCCACCAGUCCUCUGGUGAAGACUACGGGAAACCACAAUAACAACUACCAACAAGCAUUCAUCUUGCUGGGCUUUUCUGAUCACCCUCGACUGGAGAUAAUUCUCUUUGCUUUUGUCUUGGUCUUCUACAUCCUGACCCUUGUGGGCAACACUGCCAUCAUCUUGUUGUCAAUCAUGGAUGCCAGGCUCCACACACCAAUGUACUUCUUUCUUGGGAAACUUUCUUUCUUGGACCUCUGCUUUACGACCAGCAUUGUCCCCCAGCUGCUGUGGAACCUUUGGGGUCCAGAGAAGACCAUCUCCUACCAUGGCUGUGUGGCCCAGCUCUAUAUCUACAUGGUGUUGGGCUCAACUGAGUGUGUUCUCCUGGCUGUCAUGUCGUAUGAUCGCUACAUGGCCGUCUGCCAGCCGCUGCACUACACUGUGGUCAUGCACCCACGUCUCUGACUGCAGCUGGUGACUGUGUCCUGGUUCUGUGGCUUUCUAAACUCAUUUGUCAUGUGUCCCCAGAUAAUGCAAGUCUCCCGAUGUGGGUGCAACACAGUGGACCAUUUUCUGUGUGAGAUGCCUGCUCUUAUUGCCAUGUCCUGUGAAGACACCAUGUUUGUGGAAGCAUUUGCCUUUGCCCUGGGUGUCGCCCUUCUCCUGGUGCCCCUCUGCCUGAUCCUCAUCUCCUAUGGCAUGAUUGCUGCUGCUGUGCUGAGGAUCAAGUCAGCCACUGGGUGCCAGAAAGCAUUCAAUACCUGCUCUUCCCACCUAACCGUGGUCUCCCUUUUCUACGGGACCAUCAUCUACAUGUACCUGCAGCCAGCCAAUAGCUAUUCCCAAGACCAAGGCAAGUUCCUCACCUUCUCCUACACCAUUGUCACUCCCAGUAUCAACCCCUUGAUCUACACUCUGAGGAACAAGGAUGUAAAGGAGGUGAUAAAGAGGCUCCUGAGGGGAGAGAAGGGGGCCAGGGAAGCCUGA